This is a messenger RNA of Anolis carolinensis (green anole), 1112 nucleotides long. RefSeq names its product synaptogyrin 4 (gene syngr4). Bases 369 to 1058 code for a protein of 229 amino acids. Lineage: Eukaryota; Metazoa; Chordata; Lepidosauria; Squamata; Anolidae. The record is from RefSeq and is a predicted model, not a curated record. Gene Ontology annotation, cellular component: neuromuscular junction; synaptic vesicle membrane. The transcript has 5 exons.
UUUAAAACAAGAAAUAAAGACGCAAGAGAUUCACAUUUAAUCAUGGUGUUUAACAUACAGCUCACCAUGUUACUGUCUGUGGUGAAGUAAAAGAGUCCAGCUGAGUGGCUAAUUUCUUAUUGCCUUCUUGUGAAGAGAGAGGAGAAAGGUUCACUCCGGGUCUAUUCAGCGGAGAUAAUGAAAACAGCGGGCAUAAACUUUAUAAUGAGGCCAGGGAACAUAACCUGUGUAAUGUUUCAUUGUUUAAUGAGGACUAAGCUGGGAGCGCGAAGCUUUCGUGGACAUAGAUUGUUUUCAAACAGAGGGAAAUGCCAGAUUUAAACCCUCAAGAUCCAGCUUUGUUCUAGUGACAGAAGAACAACUACAGAAUGAGGAGGCUGGUUACUGCUUUGAAGGACUUUGCAGAUAAUGACAUAGUGCAUUUCCUUACAAGACCUCAGAUCAUUGCUAGAAUCUUAGCAGCGGUAUUCUCUCUGAUAAUCUUUGCUGGUCUGGUGGCUGAAGGAUAUCAGAACCUGACAACCUCUUCCCAGUUACACUGUAUUUUGAAUGAUAAUGGGGCAGCCUGCUGCUAUGGCAUCACAGUGGGUGUACUCUCCUUUCUUCAGUGCCUCCUUUUUUUGGGCUUCGACAUCUAUGACACUUCCAUUUCAAAUCACAAGUUCAAGUAUGCUGUCCUUGUACUAGAUGUUACCUUCUCCAUCAUCUGGACAUGCCUAUGGUUUGUUGGGUUCUGUUUUCUAGCCAAUCAGUGGAACAGGUCGACACAUUCCUACCUGCUGGGAACUAGUGCUGCACGAGCAUGUAUCGCCUUUGCUCUCCUCUCUGUUCCAUGCUGGGUCUAUCUGGCUUAUCUGGCUCUGAAAAACCUGUGGGCUGAACCACCGGUUCCUUACAAGCGGACCCUGGAUGAAGGAUCUGUUGCCUUGACCACCCUGUCUUGUUCAACUACCUCCUCCCUUCCCAAUAAUAUAAAGUAUCCUGAGAAUAUGGGUACAGCCUCUUAUCCAUCCACUCCUGUACCUCAUCGACUAACAUUAAUGAAUUCUGAUGACUAGAGAGUAAUUAUUUAUUCCUGAAAUAAAUAAAAGAGGAAGAAAGAAUUUGAAGAC